This is a messenger RNA of Tarenaya hassleriana, 1297 nucleotides long. Its product is annotated as protein LST8 homolog. Gene Ontology annotation, cellular component: TORC1 complex; TORC2 complex. The record is from RefSeq and is a predicted model, not a curated record. The coding region runs from base 214 to 1131 and encodes 305 amino acids. Gene Ontology annotation, molecular function: protein binding. Gene Ontology annotation, biological process: TOR signaling; regulation of actin cytoskeleton organization. NCBI's taxonomy places the organism in Eukaryota, Viridiplantae, Streptophyta, Magnoliopsida, Brassicales, Cleomaceae. The transcript is spliced from 10 exons.
CCUAUUUCUUUGUUCCGCCAAUUUCGUUCCCCUUUCUCCUUUUUGCUGAUUCUCUGUUCCCGAUCUUCGAUCACAUUCCAGAGUUCGUGCGACUGUUUCUUCAAAUUUCACUUUGUUCUCUUGCUUUGUCCCUAGGAAAAGGGUUCGAUUACUUUUCUUAAUACUCACCAGAUGAAUGGUUCGUGAGCUUGGUUGUUGAUGAAUUGAUCGAGGAUGAGUCAGCCAUCGGUGAUUCUCGCAACCGCGAGCUACGAUCACACGAUUCGUUUCUGGGAAGCCGAAAGUGGUCGCUGUUACCGAACCAUACAGUAUCCCGAUUCGCACGUGAACAGACUCGAGAUCACGCCAGAUAAACGCUAUCUAGCGGCGGCAUGUAAUCCUCACAUACGAUUGUUUGAUGUUAACUCCAACAGCCCUCAACCUGUCAUGACCUAUGAUUCACAUACAAACAAUGUUAUGGCAGUCGGGUUCCAAUGUGAUGGAAAAUGGAUGUAUUCAGGAUCUGAGGAUGGCACAGUUAAGAUCUGGGACUUAAGGGCUCCAGGUUGCCAAAGGGAGUACGAAAGUGUUGCUGCAGUUAACACUGUUGUUUUACACCCAAAUCAGACCGAACUGAUAUCGGGAGAUCAAAAUGGUAAUAUCCGUGUAUGGGAUCUCAAAGCAAAUUCAUGCAGCUGUGAACUGGUACCAGAAGUUGAUACCGCUGUGCGGUCUCUAACAGUAAUGUGGGACGGGACAAUGGUGGUAGCCGCUAAUAAUCGUGGAACAUGUUAUGUAUGGCGCCUGUUGCGUGGAAAACAGACUAUGACCGAGUUUGAGCCCCUCCAUAAGCUACAGGCUCAUAAUGGUUACAUCCUCAAAUGUCUCCUCUCUCCUGCUAACAGAUAUCUCGCAACUGCAUCCUCUGACAAGACAGUCAAGAUAUGGAACGUCGAUGGUUUCAAAUUAGAGAAAACUCUAACAGGACAUAACCGUUGGGUCUGGGACUGCGUUUUCUCAGUGGACGGAGAGUUUCUUGUGACAGCGUCUUCGGACACAACAGCGAGACUGUGGUCAAUGCCGUCGGGGAAAGAGGUGAAGGUGUACCAAGGCCACCACAAAGCCACUGUCUGCUGUGCCCUCCACGACUGAUCCACUAAGACACAGACAUUACUUUAUGUUCUAUGUAAGAAAAUUAAAACCCUUUUUUUAAAAGUUAAUGGAUUGGUUCAUGUUUGCUGCUUUUACAUGUCAAAGUAACCCUCCCUUUUGGUUUUUGUAUCCCUUUCUUAUAAUUGGAGUUGGCAAGUUCAUCAUA